AGAAGAAGCGGGUUAGUUAAAUGAUUCCAGCGACGGCGGCGGCAAAGCGAUCAUCAUCAAUCCUGUCCCCUGUGUGUUGAAUUGAUGGAAACCCAAGUAAAGAAUUUCGAAAGCUACGUUCUUGUUCACAACAUAGCCAAGAGGCAUAACGUCGGCACCCUUGCUCGCAGCGCCACAGCCUUCGGCGUCACCGAGCUAGUUCUAGUCGGUCGACGUGAUUUCAACGCCUUUGGCAGCCACGGUUCCACUUCUCAUGUCCGAUUCCGCCAUUUCCACUCUCUUUCCGACGCUCGCCGCUACCUCAAGGAGGAAAGAGAUUGCGAUAUAUGCGGUGUGGAGAUCACUGAUGAUGCAGUUGCUGUAAAUCAGCAACCUUUCAAGAAGAGCACUGCGUUUCUCCUCGGCAAUGAGGGAACUGGACUUUCUGCAAAAGAAUGUGAAAUGUGUGACUUCUUUGUCUAUAUCCCACAGUAUGGAUGUGGCACUGCUUCCUUGAAUGUUACAGUAGCAGCUUCCAUUGUUCUUCAUCAUUUUGGAGCUUGGGCAGGAUUCUCUGAGAGAUCGAGAGAUGGAAACAAAUAUGUGGUGGCGGAUAGACCUGCGAAACAAGGAAGAAGGAACUACUGCGCAGACGAUGCAGAUAAUGUUGCUGAGGAGCGGAGACUGAAAAGAGAGAAUGAUUCGAACGGGUUAUUAGAUGAAAACAGUAAGAAUUCACUUCUUGAUGCAUUAUUUGUAGAAGAAGAAUGAAGAGUGAAAUCAAUUCACUUCUUUCUUUUUGGCCUGAUUGUUUAUUAUGGAGGUUCCAUUUGGGUACAUACU
Messenger RNA from Impatiens glandulifera, 822 nucleotides. Its product is annotated as putative TrmH family tRNA/rRNA methyltransferase. Bases 85 to 750 code for a protein of 221 amino acids. Gene Ontology annotation, biological process: RNA processing. NCBI's taxonomy places the organism in Eukaryota, Viridiplantae, Streptophyta, Magnoliopsida, Ericales, Balsaminaceae. The record is from RefSeq and is a predicted model, not a curated record. Gene Ontology annotation, molecular function: RNA binding; RNA methyltransferase activity. The transcript has 4 exons.